CCCGCCUGCGCAGCAGCGGCGUCACACUCGGCUCCCCCUCCUCAAUCGCUCUCGCUCCUCGGCCUCGGCCCCCGCCUGCUUCGCCGGGGAGAGGAGGAGGCAAUGGCGGCGGGCGGGAACGGCGCGGCCGGCGGCGGCGCCGACACCAGGGCGGCCUUCGCGCAGAUCUACAAGACGAUCAAGGAGGAGCUGCUCGCCGACCCCGCCUUCGAGUUCACCGCCGACUCGCACCAGUGGAUCGACCGCAUGAUUGACUACAAUGUACUUGGAGGAAAGUGCAACCGUGGGCUCUCUGUGGUUGACAGCUACAAGCUGUUGAAGGGUGCUGAUGUUCUGGGCGAGGAGGAGAUGUUUCUUGCUUGCACUCUUGGCUGGUGCAUUGAAUGGCUUCAAGCUUUCUUUCUGGUGCUUGAUGACAUCAUGGAUGACUCCCACACUCGCCGAGGCCAGCCUUGUUGGUUCAGGGUGCCUCAGGUUGGCUUCAUUGCAGUGAAUGAUGGGAUUAUCCUUCGCAACCAUAUUUCAAGGAUCCUCCGGCGCCACUUUAAGGGCAAACCUUACUAUGCUGAUCUCCUCGAUUUAUUCAAUGAGGUUGAGUUCAAGACAGCUUCUGGUCAGCUGCUUGACCUUAUCACAACUCAUGAGGGAGAAAAAGAUUUAACAAAAUACAACAUAACAGUUCACCGGCGUAUUGUUCAAUACAAGACAGCCUACUAUUCAUUUUAUCUGCCGGUUGCAUGUGCACUGCUGCUCUCUGGUGAGAAUUUGGAAAACUACAGUGCUGUAGAGAACAUUCUUGUUGAAAUGGGAACUUACUUUCAAGUCCAGGAUGACUAUCUAGAUUGCUAUGGUGACCCUGAAUUCAUUGGCAAGAUUGGAACUGACAUUGAAGAUUACAAAUGCUCCUGGCUAGUUGUGCAAGCUCUUGAGCGUGCUGAUGAGAGCCAAAAGCGCAUUCUAUUUGAAAAUUAUGGCAAGAAAGAUCCAGCCUGUGUGGCAAAAGUGAAGAAUCUCUACAAAGAACUCAGCCUAGAGGCUGUAUUCCAGGAGUACGAGAAUGAGAGCUACAAGAAGCUGAUUGCCGAUAUUGAAGCCCAGCCGAGCAUCGCCGUUCAGAAUGUACUGAAGUCCUUCUUGCACAAGAUCUACAAGAGGCAGAAGUAGGGUGCUCUUGGAUAGGGAGCCGUUGCUCUAUUGCAUGCUUGACAGAAAACUGGAGUUCCUGGUCCGAGAUGUGGCGCUUCUAGUUCAAAAAUUCGAUGUAGUGUGAUGCACCUUGCUGCUCUGGAUAAUAACGAGGCAAGAUUCUAUUUCGGUUUGAUGGACCGCAUGCUGUAGACAGUGCAUUGGUUGUUUCGUUAUUUGGAUCCUUUCAUGUUAUUUGCUUC
This is a messenger RNA of Panicum hallii, 1388 nucleotides long. RefSeq names its product farnesyl pyrophosphate synthase. Bases 103 to 1164 code for a protein of 353 amino acids. Gene Ontology annotation, biological process: trans, trans-farnesyl diphosphate biosynthetic process. Gene Ontology annotation, molecular function: (2E,6E)-farnesyl diphosphate synthase activity; dimethylallyltranstransferase activity. The transcript is spliced from 12 exons. Lineage: Eukaryota; Viridiplantae; Streptophyta; Magnoliopsida; Poales; Poaceae. Gene Ontology annotation, cellular component: cytoplasm. The record is from RefSeq and is a predicted model, not a curated record.